Messenger RNA from Sesamum indicum (sesame), 1430 nucleotides. RefSeq names its product NOD26-like intrinsic protein 7;1 (gene NIP7;1). The record is from RefSeq and is a predicted model, not a curated record. NCBI's taxonomy places the organism in Eukaryota, Viridiplantae, Streptophyta, Magnoliopsida, Lamiales, Pedaliaceae. Gene Ontology annotation, biological process: transmembrane transport. Gene Ontology annotation, cellular component: membrane. Gene Ontology annotation, molecular function: channel activity.
GACUUAUUUACAUCGACACUGAAGAAGCAUGAGUAACUUUUUCAUGUAGAAUAUGGGAGCAACACAAGUAUUGUGUGGUUAAGCCAACAGCCCCAUUUCCAGCUUCCCACAGUUUCUUCCCUUCAGUUAAAAGCUUAAGCAGUGUGAAUUAACAGAUAAUCUGCAACAUCCCCACUACCACCUUCUCAAUAUGGAAGUAUGCGAACAUACUCAAGAAAUGCAAAUUUAAAGACUAUAUUCAAAUUAGGCAGUGAAACUAGUGCAGCAAAAGUCAAAUCAUGAAAGCCCCAUUUCAAGAUUCAUCAUCUGCCGAUAUUUCAAACAGAGCAUCGACAAGUAGCCAGCCUAAAAACAACCGAGAAUUGGGGUACAUCACUACGUCAAGCAAUGGAAAUGUUGCAAGAAAUUACCAUUUCUUGAAGUUUCCUAAUCAAAUAAAUACAAGUCUCGUCAGAAAGGUCUUGGCAGAGGCAUUAGGAACAUUCAUCUUGAUGUUUUGCAUUGGUGGGAUCGUUGCAAACAUGCGUUUCAUGGGAGUAGAAGCAGGGCUACUGGAAUAUGCAGCAACUGCAGGUUUAACGGUUACAGUCAUAGUUUUCUCCAUAGGCUCCAUCUCAGGUGCUCAUGUUAAUCCUGCCGUCACAAUAGCUUUCGCAGCUGUUGGCCCAUUCCCAUGGUCUGAGGUUCCAUUCUAUGUCCUUGCACAAGUUGGUGGUUCUGUUUUGGCAACAUACACAGGAAAAUUAGUUUACAGUAUUAAACCAGAGGUUAUGAUGACAAGACCACUCCACGGGUGCACGUCGGCCUUUUGUGUGGAGCUCAUCUCAACCUUCAUCAUUCUGUUCUUAUCCACAUCCUUAAUCAGUGAACCACAAUCUCUAGGACCGUUAUCCGGAUUUGUUGCUGGAGUUGCCAUUUCUCUAGGAGUGCUAAUCUCCGGGCCUGUCUCGGGGGGGUCGAUGAAUCCAGCAAGAUCACUAGGACCCGCACUUGUUUCUUGGAGAUUUGAUCACUUAUGGAUAUAUGUUGUAGCCCCUACAAUAGGAGCUAUUGCCGGUGUUCUCACCUACCGGAUUUUACGACUACAAGGCUGGUCAUGCAAACCUGAUCCUUCACUUAGAACCCUUCAGUCCAGUCAGAGCUCCUUGCAUUAGAUGUUUUACCAACAACAACAAGAUAUACAUACAUAGCUUGGUCAUUUUUCAAUCUGUGAAUGAAUAAAGAUGGAAAAUAUGAAGUUAGAUAUGUAUGACUUAGAACUAUAAUGGUAGUGCAAAUUUCUGUUGUGGGAGUUGGGUUCUUGUUGUUCUGACAAUACAUACUUAGUUUAGGAAUAAGGUGUGAUCUUCUAUGAUGUGUUUUCUGCAGUUGUUUUAUGCUUUUCAGACAUCAGAAAUUACACUUGGGCCCACUAAAGCCUAUGAAUGGCC